This is a messenger RNA of Annulohypoxylon truncatum, 3138 nucleotides long. Its product is annotated as DUF699-domain-containing protein. Gene Ontology annotation, cellular component: nucleolus; 90S preribosome. The record is from RefSeq and is a predicted model, not a curated record. Gene Ontology annotation, biological process: rRNA acetylation involved in maturation of SSU-rRNA. The transcript has 7 exons. The coding region runs from base 1 to 3138 and encodes 1045 amino acids. Gene Ontology annotation, molecular function: ATP binding; 18S rRNA cytidine N-acetyltransferase activity; tRNA binding. NCBI's taxonomy places the organism in Eukaryota, Fungi, Ascomycota, Sordariomycetes, Xylariales, Hypoxylaceae.
AUGUCGCGGAAAGCUGUAGACUCGCGCAUUCCUACUCUAAUUCGAAAUGGCCUCGCCGAGCAUAAGCGAAGCUUCUUCGUCGUCGUUGGCGAUCAUUCCAAAGAUGCCAUUGUCAAACUCCACUUCAUAAUGUCCCAAGCGGACUUGCGACAAAACAAAUCUGUGCUUUGGGCCUAUAAGAACAAGCUCCUCGGCUUUACCAGUCACCGGAAGAAGCGAGAAAAUAAGAUCAAGAAGGAAAUCAAGCGCGGCAUCAGAGAUGCAAACACUGAAGAUCCGUUUGAGCUCUUCGUUUCGCUUCAUGACGUCAGAUAUGUUUACUAUAAGGAGACUGAAAAGAUCUUAGGUAGGACAUUUGGCAUGUGCAUCCUCCAAGAUUUUGAGGCCCUCACCCCGAAUACUUUGGCGCGCACUAUCGAGACUGUCGAGGGAGGAGGCUUGGUCAUCCUACUAUUGAAAGGAAUGGAUAGUUUGAGGCAACUGUACACCCUUUCAAUGGAUGUACAUUCGCGAUACCGAACCGAAGCCCAUCACGAUGUCAUUGCGAGGUUCAACGAACGCUUUCUGCUUUCCCUGGGCCGAUGCGAGUCUUGCCUUGUUAUUGACGACGAAUUAAACGUCUUGCCGAUAUCUGGGGGAAGGGGGGUUAAACCUUUGCCACCUGUGGAAGAGUCAAAGUCCCCUGAGGAAUUAGAGCUAGAGAAAAUCAAGGAUUCGCUCCAAGACACACAGCCAAUAGGAUCCCUAGUCAAACUUGCGCGGACAAAAGAUCAGGCAGAGGCUUUGAUUACAUUCGUUGAUGCUAUAUCCGCCAAAACGCUUCGCAAUACUGUAUCCUUAACGGCGGCUCGUGGUCGUGGUAAAUCGGCUGCAUUGGGUGUCGCUAUCGCGGCCGCUGUAUCUUACGGCUACAGCAACAUAUUCGUCACAUCUCCUUCUCCAGAAAAUUUAGGUACCCUAUUCGAAUUCGUAUUUAAAGCGUUUGAUGCCUUGAAUUAUCAGGACCAUACAGAUUACUCUAUCAUUCAGUCCACAAAUCCAGAUUUCAAAAAGGCGAUUGUUAGGGUCAAUAUUUUCCGCAACCACCGACAGACUAUCCAAUACAUCCGACCUCAAGAUGCCCAUGUACUCGGGCAGGCUGAACUUGUCAUCAUCGAUGAAGCUGCGGCGAUUCCACUACCGUUGGUGCGAAAGCUCCUUGGACCUUACACAGUCUUCAUGGCCUCAACAAUAAGCGGUUAUGAAGGUACUGGGCGUUCGCUAUCACUAAAACUCGUCAAGCAACUAAAAGAGCAGGCUGCGACUAGCGUAGCCCAGGAUGGCGAUUCCCGGGGCCUAAGGUCUCUUAAGGAAGUCACUCUUGCCGAACCGAUUCGUUAUGCGAAGGGUGAUGCAGUUGAAAAGUGGUUGAACGCUCUUCUCUGCUUAGAUGUCACGCCCUCAAAGCCCAAAAAUAACAUAUUCCCCGAUCCAUCUCAAUGCCAACUCCUCCACGUUAACCGCGAUACCCUAUUCUCCUUCCACCCAGUACCGGAAAGGUUUCUACGACAAAUGGUGGCCCUUUUCGUGACCAGCCACUAUAAGAACACCCCAGACGAUAUGCAACUCAUGAGCGAUGCUCCAGCGCACGAGCUUUUCGUUUUAACUUCCUCUACUAUUCAAGACAACGGAUUACCUGAGCCUUUGUGUGUAAUUCAGAUAGCGCUUGAAGGUAAUAUCAGCAAACAAAGUGUAAUGGCAGGCUUGGAUAGGGGUCAGCGACCUGCCGGUGAUUUGAUUCCUUGGCUAGUCAGCCAACAGUUCCAAGACGACUUUGCUUCUCUAUCCGGUGCGCGCAUAGUUCGGAUAGCAACUCAUCCAGAUUGCGUUUCAAUGGGUUACGGCACGAAAGCUCUCGAGCUCCUAAUUGACUACUAUGAAGGCAAAUUCAUAAACCUUGGAGAAGACGGCGAGGCCUCAGCCAAGGCGACUACCAACGCCGCGAAAGAUACCUCGAAAGAGGAUGGUGGUCUUCUUUAUGAAGAUAUUAAGGUUCGAGAUAUCGAAAAGAUGCAGCCCCUAUUCUUGAGACUAGCGGAACGCAAGCCAGAGGACCUCGAGUAUGUUGGUGUCAGCUACGGUUUAACUCAACCGCUCCAUAAGUUCUGGUCGCGCGCCCUCUUCGCGCCCGUGUACCUGCGACAAACAGCCAACGAUCUGACUGGCGAGCAUACUUGCGUGAUGCUUAGGCCACUAAAGGACGACCGAGAAUGGCUUGGGGCCUUCGCCUCUGAUUUCCACCGCCGCUUUCUCGCUCUAUUAUCCUAUAAAUUCCGAGAAUUCCCCUGCGUCCUCGCAUUGAGCAUAGACCAGUCUGCUACAGCUGGCGCUCAAUUGGUUCCGUCCAACCAACCACCUGAAUUGACCAAAUCGGAGCUAGAUAGAUUACUAACGCCUUUCGAUUGCAAACGAUUAGAAUCGUACACGAGGGGUGUACUAGACCACCACGCCAUUCUUGACCUCGUUCCUAAGCUCGCAGAUCUCUACUUCACAGGCCCCUUGAAGCCAAGCAUCAAGCUCACGGGUGUACAGCGAGCUCUAUUGCUAGGUAUUGGUUUGCAGCGGAAAGACGUGGGCGCCAUAUGCACAGAACUCUCUUUAGAGUCUUCUCAAGGCUUGGCUAUGUUCAUGAAAAUCAUACGGAAAAUCACGGCACAUUUCUCAUCGCUAAUUACAUCAGCCGUCGAGACGAAUAUGCCGAAAUCAGAUGCGAUCGGAGUCAGCAAAGAAAACGCUUCUGGAGUUCACGAAGACGAGGCCGUAAAUGACAAAUAUGCACCAUUAGAAAUGAGUUUGGACGCUGAGUUGGACGAAGCUGGUGAUGAGGCAUUGCAAGAAUUACGAGCGAAACAGAGGGAACUUAUAGAUUCUCUCCCUCUCGAUCAAUACGAGAUCGAAGGCGAUGCGCCCGGUUGGGAAGAAGCGGAGAAGCAGGUCUUAAAAGCGACAAAAGAGGGGCGCUCUAAUCCUGUCGUCAGCGUGAAGUCUAAACAGAGCAAGCGGAAAGCCGGCAUGACGGCGGCAGAGGUUUACGAGGAGGAAUUUGGGGAGAAGAAACCUAAAAAGGCUAAGAAGUCUAAGAAAGGCGGUGGUGACUAA